Molecule: messenger RNA, 1690 nt
Organism: Durusdinium trenchii
Lineage: Eukaryota; Dinophyceae; Suessiales; Symbiodiniaceae
Source: the annotation of a GenBank genome assembly
AGGUUCUGACUAUGGAGGAGGUGGCCAAGCACAACACCAAGGAAGACUGUUGGGUCGUCCUUUACGGCAAGGCCUACGACUUGACCAAGUUCGCCAAGGUCCAUCCGGGCGGCGCCAAGCUCAUUACCGACGCCGCCGGCAUGGACGCCACGGCCAUCUUCGAUCCGAUCCACCCCAAGGAUAUCAUGGACAAGCUCCUGAAGCCGUCCCUGACCAUGGGCGUGGUUGAUGCUGCAACGAUCAAGCCGGAGCACGUUGCGAAGCCUCCUGAGGCUCACAAGCCUAAGCCCAAGAAGAAGGCGGUGAAGGCAGAUGCUGCUGAGGAGGAGGUUGAGGAGUUCAAGAAGCCUCCUUUGGCAGCCAUGCUCAACAGCUUUGACUUCGAAUCGGUGGCACGGGAGGUCAUGGAGCCACAGGCAUGGGGAUACUAUUCCAGUGGAGGUGAUGAUGAGAUCACUUUGCGCGACAACCACUUGGCCUUUCAGAGGAUCACCAUGCGCCCGCGUAUUCUCGUGAAUGUCCGCGAGAUCGACAUGACCACGAAGAUCCUCAACGUCCCGGCUGCCUUGCCGUUGUACUUCACUGCCACUGCCUUGGCCAAGUUGGCUCACCAGGAGGGUGAGCUGGCUAUCGUGAAGGCAGCCAAGAAGGCGGGUGUCCCAUACAUGCUGCCUACCCUGAGCUCCUACACCUUGGAUGAGAUGUUGGCUGCGCGCACACCAGACCAGGUGGUGUUCUCUCAGCUCUACGUGAACCCUGAGAGGUCUCGGUCCGAGGAGUAUGUCGCCAAACUGGAGAAGGCUGGUGUCCAGGCAUUGUUCGUCACCGUGGAUGCUCCUCAGCUCGGGCGACGUGAGAAGGACAUGCGCAACAAGUUCACCCAGCAGGGAUCUGAUGUGCAGGGUGAUGAAGAGGAGGAGGGUGGUGUGGACCGUUCUCAGGGCGCCACCCGCGCCAUUAGCAGCUACAUCGAUCCUGGCCUCAACUGGGAGGACGUGCCAUGGCUCAAGAAGAUCACUUCCAUGAAGGUGUUGCUGAAGGGUGUGCAGUGCGCGGAAGAUGCAGUGAUGGCAUUCAAGGCUGGCUUGUCUGGCUGCGUCUUGUCCAAUCACGGUGGUCGUCAGCUGGACACUUGCCGUCCUGGUAUUGAGGUUCUGCCUGAGGUCAUGGAAGCCCUCAAGGAGGCAGGGGCGACCAAGGAGACCUUUGCUGUUUUCAUUGACGGUGGUGUUCGACGUGGCGGUGACAUCUUCAAGGCUGUUGCCCUGGGUGCUCAAGCCUGCGGAGUUGGACGUCCAGUCUUGUACUCCUUGGCUUCCUACGGCCAGAAUGGUAUCGUCCGCAUGGUCCACAUGCUGCAGGAUGAGCUGCAGAUGGUCAUGCGCUUGGCCGGUACUCCCAACAUCCCCUCCAUCACAGAGAAGCAUGUCAUUACCACCAACCUGGCUGACCACAUCGUGCCGCUGCCGGUGGACAACCUCACCAUGAAGACCUACCAGGGAUUGGAGCCAGCAGCAAAGCUCUAAAUAAAGGCAAAAAGUCCAUGCUGGCCGUGCAGGCCUUAUGCAGCAUCUGAACCAGAUGCCAGGACAUAGGGCGUUACGUGUGUGACGUACGCCUCUCUACAACAGACUGACUGUUGAUGAAUUUUCCUGUCCAUAGCUUUGGCAGAAGGUCUUUAGAAGGAGAC